Medioppia subpectinata is the source of this 1056-nucleotide messenger RNA. NCBI's taxonomy places the organism in Eukaryota, Metazoa, Arthropoda, Arachnida, Sarcoptiformes, Oppiidae. The record is from the annotation of a GenBank genome assembly.
AUGUCAUCGACGACUACGACGACCACAAACUCUGGUCCGACGCCAUCCAAAAAGCUGAAGACAGACGGCAAUGAAGUGGACAACGGAGAGGUGAAGAAUAACAAUAACCGACUCGACUCGAGCUCCGGCGCCGACCCUCUGGAGGACGAGUCCCGAGACUACGAUCCGGAGACCCAGAAGACGCUCGAAGAGAUCGACGCCACGCAGAAUGAGAUCGACUCUCUCAACGAAAAGGCUUCCGAAGAGAUCCUAAAAGUGGAACAAAAGUACAACAAAUUGCGAAAACCAUUCUUCGAGAAGAGAAACGAAUUGAUUGCAAAGAUUCCCAACUUCUGGGUGACGGCUGUGAGUAUUGACCACUCGUUUUGCCCAUUCGUGGGCCAUUUUGUAAAUCAUCCGCAAAUAUCCGCUAUUUUGGACGAAGACGAAGAGGAAUGUCUGCACUUCUUGUCGAAGUUGGAAGUGGAAGAGUUCGAAGAUAUAAAGUCUGGCUAUAGAAUCAAAUUCUAUUUCGACGAAAACCCAUACUUUGAAAAUGAUCUCUUGGAGAAGGAAUUCCAUUUAGGGGCCGGAGGAGAUCCCGCGUCGAAGUCGACUCAAAUCAAAUGGAGAGAAGGCUCUGAUCUGUCGAAACGACUUCAAGAGCAACAAAACGCGUACAAUAAGAAUGAGAACGAAUCAAAUGCGAAGAACUCGCGGAAGCGACAGAUGGAGUUCCCGCGAACGUUCUUCACGUGGUUCACAGAUCACGGCGACGCCAGCGCUGACGAUAUCGCUGAAGUGAUUAAGGACGACAUGUGGCCGAAUCCGCUGCAGUACUUCCUCGUACCCGACAUUGAGGUCGAGAACGGAGGCCUCGACGGAGAGGACGGCGAAGACGACUCCGAUGAGGACGAGAACGACGAGUCGGUGGUUGUGGUCGAGGAGGAGGACGACGACGGGGCCGAUGACGAGGAGGAUGUGGACGACGAAGAGAUCUAUGAGGGAGAAGAGGGCGAUGAGGGAGAGGCCGGUGUUGACGACGACGACGAGGAUCCCGAAGGAGAGGCGGAAUAA